AAUCAGCUAGUUGAGACAGAGAUCGAUGAGCAGCCGGGCGGUGUGUGUGUGUGUGCGCGUAACCGAAGGAUAGACUCGCCGAUGCUGCUCCUGCCCCGGACCGUGUACUGACGAAUCUACCGAACCCAAAGCAGAGGCGAUAUUUCAUGUUUUUUUUCCACCGAGGCUCUUUUUACUAUCUCACAUUACUGGCGUGAUGCAGUCUCAAGGAAGCACAUCCACCCAGCCCUCCUUUGAUUCCCUGAGCUCCAGCGACAGCCUCGCGCUCAGCGACUCGGAACAGACUGAGGACGACACGGACGUCUUUUUGACGGACAGACCUUCCUCCGUCAUCAUUAGUGACUUUGUGUCCAAAAAGGACCUGGAAUCGAGGAGCCCCAGGUCACAAUGGGCGUGCAAGAAGGAAGAGACAUACAGGUCGCAGAAUGACUGCAAAGGAUCAAAGUUUGGCCUGAUUGACGCAAACCAUGCGAGCCAGAGAUCGAAAUCACAGGGAGAUCUGCUGUUUGCUCAGAAGUGUGCUGACCUGCAGGGUUUUGUCAGGCCGCUCCUCGAGUUGCUGAAUGGACUGAAGAGUGGUCGAUUUGACCAGGGCUUAAGCAGUUUUCAGCAAAGCGUCGCCAUGGAUCGCAUCCAGAGGAUUGUUGGGGUUUUGCAGAGACCAGACUGUGGGGAGAAGUACCUGAAUACAUUGCUCCAGGUGGAGGUGAUGUUAAAGCUCUGGUUUCCCCAUAUCUCCACUCAACCUGUGUCUUCAUCCUCCAGUGUUGCCGCAUCCCCCACUCACUCCCUCCAGGACACUUGCAGCUCCACUCCGCCACACAAACAUCGGGAUCAGCUGCAUAUUCCUGUCAAGAAGCGCAGACUCAGCUGGACAGAUACAGACUCCCCCAUGCCCUCCCCCAUACCUAUCAAGUGCUGUCGUACCAGUGGAGAGGAGAGGAGGGAGAAGCACAAUCAAGACGAAAGGGAUCAGUCUACCUCUUCUCCACUGCUGGCUUCUGACACAAACCCGUAUUCACCAGACAUGGUCUGCAACAGCCAGCUAAACGAUAGCGCAAAGGGAAAUGACAGCGAGGGCGAGGCGCUGGAUGAGCGUUCUAAGUACAAAGUGGCCCAGUGCUCCGAGCCCAGGCUGACAUGGGUGCAUCUUGCUCCCAUUUCAUCUCCCCGAAAUGCUUGUCUCUCACACGAGGUCACAAAAAUGGAAGGUAUCAACGAAACCAUUCUCACAGUAGGCCGCAGGGGCAGUCCAGCUAUGCAAGACAGCUCCAUCUCGUCCACCACGCCCUCUAAGAUCCCCAAAAAUCAGAAGAAGCCAACGCAGUGCCAAAGCCAGCUCAUUGCUGCCAAACAACAAGGUGAAACAGAGACCACGGGGACAUGUCAAGGUCAAAACCAGCCUGCACUUGUCUCACUGAAGCCUCUGGCCAGGGUAUGCCCCUCCACUGUGGAGACCUGACACACCAAAAGAGCAAAGAGCCAGCAGCCUUGCUCCCCUUAUUCCACCUAAGGCUAAUAGCGGCUGCAACGCAAAGAAAGGAAAGCAAAUGGUGUUUAUGUAUGCAUUUCAAAAGGAGGAGAAUUGCUGUUUGUGGAGAUGGAUUUUGUUAGCCUCAUAGCAUAAUUGCCUCAGUCAUUUCUGCCGCUAUAUGACUGAGGCAAUUAUGCUAUGAGGAUAACAAUAUAAAGGAUGAAUUUUUAUGGAAAAGGAAAAUUUCAAAGCGAAGUUAGAGCAUUAGAAGCAGUUAAAAUCUUCCCUGGUUAUUUUCAUUUAGUAUAAAUCUAGAAUAGUUGGUCCUGGAGGCUGAAGCUCAUUGUUAGUCUUAGACUUAUGCUUUACAGCAGUUUAUUCCAACACUACCUUAUAGACAUUUAAACUGUUGUCACUGUGGCAUUGGGUUGGUAUUUACACAAAAAACAAUGACUGUUUACAUAGCAAAUGGAGCUUGGAGGCAGCGUGUCACACAUGGUCUUCCUCUAAGACGCAUACUGAGAACAGAACACGUAAAGUGUUUCUGGUGAGAAUACCUAUGUGAUAUUCAAAAAUCCAUAAUAUCAAAGACGUUAACCUGAACAUCAAUUUAUUUUGAGACUGCUUUAGUUUCCUGUUAGAUAAGAAAAACGCUUCACUUGUUCAGUUUUCAGUACGUGUUUCACACGGGAAGGUCAUUGGUGGCGCAUCACCUCCUACCUGUAUUUCCUGUUUAAGUAAUCACCGGCUUUUGUGUAAAUAACCAUCAAAUGCAAAUGAUUAAAGGCUCAUUAAAUAGAGCUUUCAUACACCGCUGUAGUGCUUUGGAGAUUGGAAUUGUUUUGCUGUAGAAGUCCAGGUCCAACUAUCCUGAAUUUAUACUAAAUCAGGAUGUAAAGAGAGUUAUCCACUGGUGGUAAGAUGAUGAAUGCUUAUUACCUUUAACAGAACCUCCUUUAAAAAAAAAAAUUAUCCCUUUAAACUGGCUAUUUUAAAUAAUAUGGGAUCUAAUAUGUUUCAAUUAUAUAAAAAACUAUUGAUAAAAUAAUAUUCUUGAUUUCAUAAUAAUCCAAACACACAAUUAAAGAGGAAAAAGAGCUAAAAUACACUUAGAUUUCAGGAAUAGAAGGAAAUGACUGUUGAUGGCGACUGGAAUGAGUUUUGGGAAACAACUGACAGAAUAAUCUUUUAAGCAUGAAAGCAAUCAAUAUAUUCAAUGCUGUUUUCACACCACUUGAACUUGAUCUUAAAACUCUAAAAAUAGGGAGUCUGAUGUCGGUAUUUAAAAUGAGAACUUGGAGUGCUAUGAGUUUAAUCAGAGUAAUUAACAGAGUGAACUGAUUUUUGGGUUAUGAAAGAAGGCCUGUUUGAUAUUACAGCUAAUUGUAGAUAGAACAGAGGAAAAGUCAUUAUUGAAUUCAGUGAAUACAAAUCUUCUGGCUUGCAUUGUGAGAAAUACAAAACUGACUAAUUAUUAUGCUGUAUAUGUGGUGUGUUUGAGACAGUGGAAAACAAAUAUGUAACAUCCCACGAAUGUAUUCCAAAAAGUUUGAAUGCUUCACAUCCAGAGGAUGGUCUGCAAACCGACCGGCGAUCAAGGUCAAGAAGGACUUUUAAUAAUGACCAGCCUGAGGAAAACAAACAAAAAAAACACCAACCACUCAUAUAACCACUGUUAAUUUAUUCACGUUUAAAUCAGACACUGUAGCUAUUUAUUAUUGUUUGUAUUUAUUUAUUGGGCAGCUGAUUAUCGCCUGCUGUGCCAUGGCAUAGUUGGCCCACAGAUUUUUUUUUAAUUAUUAGAUGCUUCUGACAUUUCAUGAGUUUUUUACUACUAUCAUAAGGGGGAAAAAUGAGGCAGAUGAAAUAAUUUGAACAGACUAUUGGACUACUGUGCCUUUUUGCCAAUGUGUUUGAAAAAGAUCUUUGGUGCUUUCGGUGGAUUUUGAUUGUUUGCAUUUCACAAAACCAGUAUACAUUCAAUCAAGGAAAGCCAACAUGUAGUCUACAUUUUAAAGAUGCAUCAUUGCAUUAAAACCAACAGCGUAAUAGACAACUAAAACAACAAAGUCCAGAUCUGGUAUCCUCAUAUCUGCUGUUUAUCCUCACUGCCCACAUCUCGAGCUGAUAUGGUGUGUGCAUGUUUUGGUAAUGUUUUGGGUUAGAAACCAGUAAUGUAAAAUCAAAAACAAGUGUUUAUUUGAUUUCUUUAUUCUUUUGAACGUAUAAAACAUACAAAGUAAAAUACCAGAAAAAGGGAAACAAAAAAUAUUGCUAGUAAGGUAUGUAGUUCUGCCAUCAUCCUAUAAUGUGACUGUAGGAGGCGCUGUCUCCGCUGUACGCCUCUAAGGUGUUGCCUCAGAAUGUUUAAUGAGGAGACAGAUAAGAAUGAAAACACGAAAUGAACAGAUUUCUAAAAUUUGGACGAUGAGUAUCUUUUUUAAAAACUGUCUCAUAUUCAAAAAUGCUCAUUCCCACCAUAUAUGGGCAGUGAUGUCACAGGGUGAAGCAGGUUGUGGAGCCUGUCAAAAUUUAAGAAAACUGGCCUUUUUUGUUUCUCUUUGCCAAUGAUUUUUUUUUAUUAUUAAAUAAAAAUACAGAUUUUCAGGGAUUUUUUUUUCCACCAUAAAUAAAAAUGUCUUUUUUUGUCUUUCUUAGUUUGAAUUUUAACAUGAAAUCUGUUAACCACUUGUUUUUUUUGUUGUUGCUGUUUUUCAUUACUGUUUUGUGGUUGAGAAAAUUCAACCUUUCAUGAACUGAAUAUGCACACCGUCAGCAGUGGCUAUGAUUUUGUCAUGUAUGAUUGAAAGUAUCUUUUUUUUAAAAGCCUUUUUGGGCUCUUGUUAGUGGCGGAGCUAAUUGAACUGCUGUAGCUCUUAAAAUAAAAAAAAACUAAAUGUAUAUAAAUUAGGUAAUAUUUGUACUCAAUGUUUUACAGGAUCCCUUUAUUAGUAAAAAAAAAUAAGCAUUGACAUAACAUUCCUAUAAAUAUUGGGCUAUCUUUAUCAGAGUGAUUGGAUCAACUUGUAUAACAAAAUUGUAUAAAUAUUGAAAUAAUUUUUUUUUUGUAAUUCUACCACUAAUUCUGGACCGAGGGAGAUGACUCCUCUAAAUAGCCUCACAUGUAAACACAGAGCCCCCCUGGCAGCCAUCAUGUUACUGCCGAUGUUUUUGGAGCAAUGAGCACACAAGCCCUCCGUCACAGAUCCAGACUCUGACUCCGGAUCAGAGCCAUAGGGGGUUGUCUUCCACCUCAUUCUUGUUUACUGUUAAAGUAUGACAGAGAAACCAAUUGCACUUAUCUGUUAAGCUGUUUCUUGGGGGGAGACUCUCUCGGGUGUAUGUUUUUUAUUAUAGUGUCCACUGCUGAUUAGUCAGGAAUAACAAUGUCUUGUUUAUUUUAGCUGCCUUUCUCUCAUUAUAUGCAAACUGACUGUAACUCGUCCCUUCCCCCACUCUGCUGUACUGGUCUGCCCUUGCUGUCUCUCCUACAUCUCCCAGUUAGUACCUUUUUCUUUAACAAAGCUCUUUCUUUCUUUCGCCCCAUCUUUUUCUGAAAUUAUCCUCCUGACUAUUUCUCUAACAAUGACACGAGACAGAAAUCUUUUAAUAAAUGACACAUUUUUUAAAGUUAAA
Girardinichthys multiradiatus is the source of this 5110-nucleotide messenger RNA. RefSeq lists its product as uncharacterized. Gene Ontology annotation, cellular component: nucleus. The transcript has 6 exons. The record is from RefSeq and is a predicted model, not a curated record. NCBI's taxonomy places the organism in Eukaryota, Metazoa, Chordata, Actinopteri, Cyprinodontiformes, Goodeidae. Gene Ontology annotation, biological process: circadian regulation of gene expression; negative regulation of DNA-templated transcription. Gene Ontology annotation, molecular function: RNA polymerase II cis-regulatory region sequence-specific DNA binding. The coding region runs from base 197 to 1462 and encodes 421 amino acids.